GGCCGAGGUGAGGGGCAGUUUUUCAGGCGGGGAGGGGGGUGCAGAGUAGAGGCGUCGUUCCCUACGGGCGAUUUCUGCCCUUUCCCCUGAGCGGGCCAUAGCGAGAAGUCCUCCGCCAAGCUUGCCUCUCUAGAGACUCCUCUCACGACCCCCCCUUUGUCCUCCCCUUCACCAAGGAGGCCUCCCUUCCCCUCGUCUAAUCAAUAAGUAGAGCCCCUGACCCUUUCCUCCAGUUUGCAUUAGGCGUUCAUAUUGCCGCCUCCCUCAACUAUUGCCUAUGGCCAGACUGGCCUUUUCAGUUUUCGCGAAGAAAACUUUUCCUCCUCCCCCUUCUUUCUGUAGUUGCACACACUAACUAACCCCUUCCAUGGUCCCAAGUUCAGUGGCCGGCCACCAGUUCUCAGGAAGAACCACCCCUUGCCCUUUUUUGCUCGCCUUCCUUUCCAGGCGCACCCCCUGAUCUGGUUUUCCAGAGCCCCUCCACCCCACCUCACAGACACUAACAUUGAAGUAAAAAGCACUUUAGCUCCUCUUUGUCGCUUGUAACCCUUAGGCUGUACGACCUCAUCUGGGCACCCCAAACCUUCCGUUCUCUUCUUCAUGCAUGCUUCCCUCUAACGAGUUUCUUCGUUGUGUCUUUUUGUUGAGUUCUUGGCCUUUACUGCUCUCCCUCCCCUCCAGCGUCCCGCUUACCUGUGGUGUGGCUGAGAGUUAAAUGUCCAACCUGCAAAAAAUCAACCCUUAUCCUCUGAAAAAGUCAGGUCUUGAAAUAAUAGUGUAAGGAACUCCGCCCCAUAAAAGAGAAUCCUUGUCUGCCCCUUUUUAAUCAAAGGCGUGCUCAACCAAGGGCUUCCUGGUAUCUGUGACAGAGUGGCAACUGGAUACUUUUCAUCCAUGCUUUGCCUUUUUUGUGCUUAAGUAGUUUUUCCAAUUAAAGCACCGAGGCAACUCUGUAACGAGCAGGGAGUGUGUUUGGCCCUACAAAAGUUUUAUCUACGCAGCUUUGUGGAGCUGUCACUUCGAAAGAGGCAGCACUUUGAUACCUCUUAGUACCUCAACACUUCCUUUCAUCAGGGAUAAAAAUAUCAGGUUUUUUUUUUUUAAAGGCUCAGAGGUAUGCUAGGGCUGCUAGUCUUCAGCCUGUUCCUCUACAGAAGGCCAAAAGGGGCCAGAUUUGCACCCUAGGUUUCGUUUGCUUGGCUCCUGCCUAUUUCAGCCUCUUGUUCUGUGGGGCAGCAAGGUUUGACUGUGCCCUUUUUAGCUUAGUUGGCUUUCCAGGCCUUUUGCCAUGGCUGGUGCCAUAGCAUCUCGGAUGAGUUUCAGCUCGCUGAAGAGAAAGCAGCCAAAAACCUUCACGGUGCGGAUUAUGACCAUGGACGCAGAGAUGGAGUUCAACUGUGAGGUGAAAUGGAAAGGAAAAGACUUAUUUGAUCUGGUAUGUCGGACAUUAGGCCUCCGUGAAACUUGGUUCUUCGGUCUGCAGUACAUGAUCAAGGACACUAUGGCCUGGCUCAAAAUGGAUAAGAAGGUCCUGGACCAUGAUGUUCCAAAGGAGGAGCCUGUCACUUUUCACUUCCUAGCCAAAUUUUAUCCAGAAAGUGCUGAAGAGGAGCUUGUCCAGGAGAUCACUCAGCACUUAUUCUUUCUUCAGGUAAAGAAGCAGAUCUUAGAUGAGAAGAUCUCUUGUCCACCUGAGGCAUCUGUUCUCCUUGCCUCCUAUGCGGUCCAAGCUAAGUAUGGAGAUUACGAUCCCACCGUUCACAAGCGGGGCUUCCUGGCCCAAGAGGAGCUGCUUCCCAAGCGGGUUAUAAACCUGUACCAGAUGACCCCAGAAAUGUGGGAGGAAAGAAUAACAUCCUGGUACGGCCAACAUCGAGGCAGAGCCAGGGAUGAAGCCGAAAUGGAAUAUCUGAAGAUUGCUCAGGAUCUAGAGAUGUACGGUGUGAAUUACUUUACCAUUAGGAAUAAGAAAGGGACUGAGCUACUGCUGGGAGUUGAUGCCUUGGGUCUGCACAUAUAUGACCCAGAAAACAAGUUGACCCCCAAAAUCUCCUUUCCGUGGAAUGAGAUUCGGAAUGUCUCUUACAGUGAUAAAGAGUUUACGAUCAAGCCAUUGGAUAAAAAAAUUGAUGUGUUCAAAUUCAACUCCUCCAAGCUGCGUGUGAAUAAGCUGAUCCUCCAGCUGUGCAUUGGGAACCAUGACCUGUUCAUGAGGAGGCGGAAAGCAGACUCUCUUGAAGUCCAGCAGAUGAAAGCACAAGCUAGGGAGGAGAAGGCCAGGAAACAGAUGGAGCGCCAGCGUUUAGCCCGAGAGAAACAGAUGAGAGAAGAGGCUGAGCGAACGAGGGAUGAGUUGGAGAGGAGGCUGUUGCAAUUAAAAGAGGAGGCAACAAUGGCUAAUGAAGCCCUAAUGCGUUCUGAAGAAACAGCAGAUUUAUUGGCUGAAAAAGCCCAGAUCACAGAAGAGGAAGCGAAACUCCUGGCUCAGAAAGCAGCCGAAGCCGAGCAGGAGAUGCAGCGGAUCAAGGCUACAGCCAUUCGGACAGAAGAGGAGAAACGGCUGAUGGAGCAAAAGGUGCUGGAGGCAGAGAUGCUGGCAUUGAAGAUGGCGGAAGAAUCUGAACGAAGGGCAAAGGAGGCAGAUCAACUCAAGCAGGACCUUCAAGAAGCUCGUGACUCUGAGCGGAGAGCCAAGCAGAAGCUUUUGGAAAUUACCAGCAAGUCAUCUUAUACACAGCCCAUGAAUUCAAGUACAGCCACACUGCCUGCAGAUUUGCCAACCUUCAGCCUCAUCAGCGAAAGCUUGUCCUUUGACUUCAAGGAUACAGACAUGAAAAGAUUGUCCAUGGAGAUAGAAAAAGAGAAGGUAGAGUACAUGGAGAAGAGUAAGCACCUCCAGGAGCAGCUGAAUGAACUGAAAACGGAAAUAGAGGCUCUGAAGUUGAAGGAAAGGGAGACAGCUAUGGAUAUAUUGCACAGUGAGAACAGCGACAGGGGGAAUAGCAAGCACAACACCAUCAAGAAGCCUCAAGCCCAGGGCAGAAGACCUAUCUGCAUUUGAGACUUCAAAGUAGGCUAUUCCAAGCUCACCUUGCAAAGCACAAAAUCCCGUGUGGCCUUCUUCGAGGAGCUGUAGGAAGUGAGCCAGCACUUUCAGUACUGAGCCAGGUCACACUCAGUGGAACCCGUUCAAGGACUCAGCUGCAACCUGCACCUGGUUGCCGUCUGGAUCGGGACCUUCUUCGCGCGCAGUGGAUUUUGGCUUUUCGCUGUCUGAGGAGUCCAGCAUGAUGCUCCUAAGCUUUAGUACCUUCUAGUUUUUAAUAAUCUUUGUAUAACACAUAGCUGUGAUAUAUCUUUUAGCUUUUUCAAGUGUUUGUACGGAUUGUAACUUGUAUUCUCCUCCCGAGACAAAAGGGCAUCACAGCAUUGUUCUUUUUCCCCAGCUGGCCCUCCUUAGGAGUGCUGUGAAGGAUGCUUCCCCCUGCAGGCAGAGAGGGGUGGCCUUUUGCUGACGCUCCCGUGUACAGAUUUUUAAUCCUAAUGUUUAGUGUCUACAGUUCUCUCUGAAAGCCCACAGUAUAUUCGUGGUACUUGUGCAAGAAGAUGAAAGCUUAACCCGGAUCUUCACUGAACUGCAUUGGAGUCUGAACUGGGAGCACUCCAACAUCCUUCAUGGACUCUCGCCCUCCUCUCUGAGCCGAUUUGAGGAGAGUGAUGUGCUGAGCUGUGAAGGAGCCCCACCUUGCUUUGUGUCUCACUCAGAGAAGACAAAAUUCCGCAAUGAAUUUGGUGCUUGGAGUGUUCAGCUUUCACUUUUACAGUUUGCUAUUUUGGGAUUAUUUUUAAAGGACGAACUGGGACAGCAGUUGGCAAGGAAAAAAGAGAGAGUAUGAGGUAUUGGGAGUUUGGAGGUUCAGCAGCUCUGACAAGGCACUGUGCAGGAUACAGAAUGUAUCUGUAUGCACACACAAACCUCAAGCACAAAGGAAGCUCUGCACCCCCCUCCCCAGUCCUCUAUGGAUUUUUACCUUUAACUCAUUUAUGUUUGCAUAUCUUUAGCCCCCUCCUGCCCUGUCCAACACCCAGAGCUGGAAGCUUGAUUUCAUAAAAAAAAAAAAAAGGCAGGUUUUAUGCUGCCCAAAACAGGUAGCCAUGCAGCUCACCUAAGCACAAGCCACUGUGAGAUUCUUGCCUAGUGGGCAAAAUGGGUAUAUUUCCCCACUCCUACUCUUCAUAUUCAAGCUUUUUUUAAAAAAAUAUAUAUUUUGUAAAAAAAAAAAUCACAAGACUCUUCUUUGGAAGCGGUCUUAGAUAAUUUUCUACCUUUCAGACCGUAGUCUCCUCUUCCACAUAGUAAGGGGCAUAAAAAUAUAAGGAGUUAGAAGUUGUAGAAGUCCUAACCCUGGAUAGAGUUUCUAUAAGGUUCAUAUAUUUGGUGCAAAAAUCCCAGGAGCAAUAGUUUCUGCCAGUACUACGCUCAUACAUGCAGUCCUGUCUAGCUCAGACAUCAUCUAAUCUGUCUGUAAAAGCUAGCAGAAGGCUGCACGUAUAUUAGCAUAGAUGUGGGAAAGAUUCUGGGAUUAUUGAUAGAAGCACAGCUCUUCAGGUGCCAAUGAUCCACUCAUAGUUUGAAUCUGGUUACCCUCAUGAAGAGAGUGAUCUAAUAUGGUCAGAUCCGUGGGAUCAUGCAGACAGUUGCCUGAUUCAGCCUCAGACACCCCAAUAACUGAAGCAUUGCUUUCUACUUAAACUGUUUUCUGGGUGACUGAGGAGAUGGGCCUUUGAGGUAAAAGAAAUUUGAGCCCCCCCCCCCCCCGCAACUAUCUCUGUUGCCAUUAUUAGUUGUGUUUUCAGAGCUGCUUUUGGAUGCCCAUUAAUUGUUAAACUGACAUCUUCAUGCUUGCACCCUGCAUGCAUUGACUCCUCAGUGUUGUACACUUAUAUCUACCUGAGAAACCCACAAGACUUGCAAUAGGAUUGGUUUAAGUUGUCCAAGAUGGCUGCCUUGGGUGUUACUGAACUGAUGUCUGGCUACUUUUAACUGGGCCAAGGCUGCCAAGUGGUCUCCCUCUCACCAUCCUCCACUUUCUGUCAAUCCAGCCAUUCUUAAAUGAUCAAUUUUUUAUUCAAGCCUUUCAGAAGUUACUUGUGUCCAGAAGUGUAGCUGUGGGGGAGGGGGGGCGUUGGAGGCAGUGCCUCCCAUCAAAUCUCCAGCAGUCUUCACUGAAAGGAAAAGCUGGGGAAAUUUGGGAAGGCAUGUGACAGAUUCAAUAGGGGGCACUACCCCCAGCACUCCCCCCACCCCCCCCGCCCGCUGGUUACAGCACUGCUUGUGUCCACUCGACAAUUAUGUUUUAGCAAAAUAUCAAGUUGCUCCUUUUUCAUUUCUCAGCAUUGUGAUUAGGCUAAAGCUAGACUGAUUGAGUUCAGAUAACCCCAGUAGUCACAGUCUUUAAUUUUAUGCUAGGGCUCCCCAGCAUUGUGCCUUCAAAAUGGUUUCAGGAGUAGGUCUGGAAACAAGGCUUGCUGUGUGCCUUACUGAUUGUAGGAGAGGAGUUUCAGAGUGCUUUCCCCACCGCAAUGGAAGGAUGCCUUUGCACUUUAUGCUUUUGAUUUGAAGGAAGGAGGCACAUAUUUGUUGACACACGAUUUCAGGGAGCUACAAUAUUGUUCCUGGGUGGUGUGCACAUGCAUAUUUACAUAUGUGCAUCUUCCCAUCAGAUAAUUCAGUAGCUGGUUGCUUUUCAACAACUGCACUGCAGAUCAAGUCCAGAGCAGGGGACUGUGAUGCUCUAAAAGGUGAUGCCCCCCUUACACUUUGGUUUGGCUUUGCCUCUAGUCUGUACAACCAGGCUGCAGAUAAUAGCACAGCACUGAAGUAGGAGGUAGGCAUGCAGUCUGGAUUCUCUGCCAUAUCCAGGUCCGCAAGCCCUUCUGCUCUGCUCCAGGAGGGCCAAAAACCUGCCUGCUCAGUUAAAUUCUGACACCCAUGCAACAGACUGGCCCUCCUAUUUUCAAACGAUAUCUCAUGACAUAAGGGGAAUAUGCUGUUUGCUGCCGAAAGCAUGAAGCAGCCCUGAACUCUGUUACAGAGCAGGGUCUCUGGCUUGGGUGUGGCAUAAUCUCCAGAUAAGCCUGACUCCACAGCACUCGUCUCUUAAGCAUUGCCACUCUAGGUACCAGGCAUAAGUUUUAAAAAGUUUUUGUUUAAAAAAAAAUUAAAAUUUGGCCCAGCUUUUCAACCCAAGGGUUGAUGCAGUAAGCCUUGCUUGUCCUGACUUGUUUUAGCAUUUGGGUUUUCUCAGUACUUUUUAUUUUUAACCAUAUCCCCAUCUGUACUGAAUCUCUGGAAAAUACGUAUGUCUGAAAUCCAAAUGUCUGAGGCAACCCCUACCCUCACCCCCAGUAAUCGUAUCUCCUUAUACAAGAUCUGGUACAGGUAGAUGCUAUAAUUUUUUUUUAUUUCCAUGGAUUGUUAUAUAUUCUGCAGAUCUAAUUGUUUUCUCAUUUAGGUUUAAUAAAAAAAUCCUGAACAUUUGGGGAGAGAGAAAA
Heteronotia binoei (common prickly gecko) is the source of this 6555-nucleotide messenger RNA. RefSeq names its product NF2, moesin-ezrin-radixin like (MERLIN) tumor suppressor (gene NF2). The record is from RefSeq and is a predicted model, not a curated record. Gene Ontology annotation, molecular function: actin binding; cell adhesion molecule binding. NCBI's taxonomy places the organism in Eukaryota, Metazoa, Chordata, Lepidosauria, Squamata, Gekkonidae. The coding region runs from base 1289 to 3061 and encodes 590 amino acids. Gene Ontology annotation, biological process: positive regulation of protein localization to early endosome; regulation of gliogenesis; regulation of organelle assembly. Gene Ontology annotation, cellular component: cytoskeleton; filopodium; adherens junction. The transcript has 17 exons.